AUGAAGGUGUCAUCGAUGAAUUCGGAGGCCCCGAAUCUCUCUCAUCAUCCAAGAGGUGCCCCCGCACUCCAACCAAAAAUCGGCGAAGUUGUGAUCAAGGUCAACACCUUUGGCAUCAACCAUGCCGAGAUGCUCGUAACUCCUGGAAGUACUGAAUUCAAUCACAGCUUGCGUCUACCAAGACUUGACAUGAGCUUCUCAAUUGCCGCUGCACUCUUCGCGGCAUCUGUGCUCGCUCAAACACCACCUGGCAGCUCCCCGUCGACGAAGAAUAACCUGGGAGCCGCGUAUAAAAAUGCAACAAUCUUCCCUGGUGUCUGGAUCGACCCAAGUUACGUCGCUAACCAGCCGAUUUUCUACACAACGGACAAUAAGAAGCAUGAGCAAGACGAUGACAGCAAAUACAUGAUCAUGAUGCUGGACUUGAAUAUCCCGGACUCCGAAGUUACGACACCUGCAUAUUAUGACACGCUGGUUCCGGGUCUUGCACUCGACACAACCACUCGUCUGCAUUGGUGGAGUGGAAACUAUACGAUCGGCAGACACGGCCUCUUUCUCGGCUCCAGCGAUGCCCUGGCCGAGUACACUGCGCCGCGAUCUCAUGGCAGCUCCAACCACACCUACGCCCUGUACUUGUUUGAUCAACCUGCUGGUUAUGAGGCUCCUGCGGAGGCCCUUGAUGGGACUUAUUACCCCCGGUCUGCCUCGGCGCGCUUCAAUUUUACGCUGGCUCCGAUUGUCAAGGAGGUCGGUCGGCCUCUUGCGGCUACUUAUUUCCUGACCAACAACCCGUAA
Molecule: messenger RNA, 795 nt
Organism: Penicillium cinerascens
Lineage: Eukaryota; Fungi; Ascomycota; Eurotiomycetes; Eurotiales; Aspergillaceae
Product: phosphatidylethanolamine-binding protein
Exons: 3
Coding region: 1-795 (264 amino acids)
Biological process (GO): regulation of Ras protein signal transduction; regulation of proteolysis
Molecular function (GO): peptidase inhibitor activity; phospholipid binding
Source: RefSeq, a predicted model, not a curated record